Molecule: messenger RNA, 1441 nt
Organism: Durusdinium trenchii
Lineage: Eukaryota; Dinophyceae; Suessiales; Symbiodiniaceae
Source: the annotation of a GenBank genome assembly
AAGAUCCUCAUUCGUCUCCAUGGCUUUCUUAUGCUUUCUUUCAUGGCUUCCUGCCGCGCCAGUUGCAUGAUCUCAAAUGAAGCCGAAGAGAAUCAGGGAGUUGCCACAUCCAGACUGGCUUGGCCCUCUCAAAACAUGGAGGCCCCGCUUCAUCCGAACCAACAAGCCCAAGACCCAACGGCUGCUCAGCUCUUCAUUUAGCUCUUAGGACUCGCACGGCGCCGCUCAGCUGCCCACUGCCGCGCUGCCGGCGGCGCUGCCCGUCAUGCCGCUACUGCUGGCACUCCUGUGUGGCCUGACCUUCCUUGUGGGAGCAGCACCAGACCUCGCGGGCGAAGAGGAGUGGAACAAGUGCAACGGGCCAAAGAAGCCCUUGAUCCUGGACCAUGAUGGCAACUACGAUGAUAUCCUGGUCCUGUUGGCCUUGCUGAAGAGUCAACACGUCGAUCUGCAGGCGGUGCUCAUUACGCCCGCGGAUUGCGAACUAGACCCAGCAGUGGAAGUCACCGGGCGGGUGCUGGCCAUGCUGAACCGGACGGUGCCCGUGGUGCCCGGGCAGUUCCCGGAGAGGUACAACCCAUUUCCCAAAGUUUGGAGAGAGUUGGCCUCUGAGAUGCAGCAGGUGGCGGAUAUCUAUUUGCAGGAGUCUGAGAUCCAUCGCCCAUCAGAAGCUGCGCAUGAAUGGCUGGAAAGCUAUCUGGGCAAUGCUUCAGAGAAGACGGACUUCCUCCUCACGGGCCCGGCGACGAACCUCAACUGGGCGCUGCGCCAAAGGCCUCACCUGGCCUCGAAGGUGGGCCGCGUCUUCUGGAUGGCCGGGGCGGUGGAGGUGGACGGCAACGUCCGCGACAGCGAUGAGCCGGGUAAAGUGCAGUGGAGUGACGGCUCGGCAGAGUGGAACGCCUAUUGGGACCCCUUGGCCACGCGAGAACUUCUGGAGCUAAACUUGGAUUUGUGGUUGGUGCCGCUCGAUGCGACCAAUGCAGUCCCAGUCCACAAAGACUUCAUCCAACGACUGAAUCCCAGACAUCAAGUGCCACGGGUGGCACAGCAGAUCUGGGCACAGUCGAAGUUCCAAAAAAGUAAUGCGAUCUACUACAUGUGGGACACCUUGACUGCGGGCUUAUACCUGAAGCCCUCCCUGGCGACCUGGCGUUCGAUGCACCUCGAGGGCCACACCGAGGGCCGCCGCCAGGGGCGCAUCGCCCGGGCGCACCGCGGCGCGGCACGGGGCACAGUGCGGGUGGCCAGCGAGACGGAUGUGCCGGCGUUCACGGAGUUCCUGCUGAGUAUCUUCAAUGAGGCGAAACCUGGUGAACUUUGAGUAACUUCUUCGACUUCUCAUGGCGGAGUCAAACCGGGGCGAAGACCUCCCUGAGGAGGGGAUUUCCCGGUCCUCUCAGUCCUUUUCAAGAAAGUGCGAAGUGGAACUCAAGGCCUC